Gloeophyllum trabeum ATCC 11539 is the source of this 1178-nucleotide messenger RNA. Its product is annotated as 40S ribosomal protein S2. The transcript is spliced from 4 exons. The record is from RefSeq and is a predicted model, not a curated record. The coding region runs from base 136 to 1020 and encodes 294 amino acids. Gene Ontology annotation, molecular function: structural constituent of ribosome. Gene Ontology annotation, cellular component: cytosolic small ribosomal subunit; 90S preribosome; ribosome. Gene Ontology annotation, biological process: cytoplasmic translation; ribosomal small subunit assembly. NCBI's taxonomy places the organism in Eukaryota, Fungi, Basidiomycota, Agaricomycetes, Gloeophyllales, Gloeophyllaceae.
UCCCUGGGAAAGUGCGGACCUACUACCCGCUUCGGGCAGCAGCCAAUUCUGUGAUACACAUCGACGAAGCCAUCCUCAAGUCUGUGAACGUCGUACGAGUCGACGUGCAGCUCAAAAGCUACUCCGUGGUCCAUCAUGUCGUCAAAACUCCCUUCCGUCCUCAGUGCGACUGAGGAAGACAUUCAGAUGCUUAUCGCGGCUCAUUGCCACAUUGGUACCAAGAACUGCGAGAAGCAGAUGGAGGGCUACGUCUGGAAGCGGAGGCCUGAUGGUAUCCACGUCCUCAACAUUGGCAAGACCUGGGAAAAGAUUGUCUUUGCUGCCCGUAUUAUCGCUGCUGUUGAGAACCCCAAUGACAUUGUCGCCAUCUCCGCCCGUCCCUACGGUCACCGUGCCGUCCUGAAGUUCGCCGCUAACACUGGUGCUCAGGCAAUCGCUGGCCGCUUUACUCCUGGUUCUUUCACCAACUACAUCACCCGCUCAUUCAAGGAGCCCCGUCUCAUCAUCGUGACCGACCCCCGUGUUGACCACCAGGCUAUCCGGGAAGCCUCAUACGUCAACAUCCCUGUCAUUGCUUUCUGCGACACGGAUGCCCCCUUGAAGUUCGUCGAUGUUGCUAUCCCCACGAACAACAAGGCUCGCCAUUCGAUUGGUUUGGUCUGGUGGCUGCUCGCCCGUGAGGUCCUCCGUCUCAGGGGCACGAUUCCCCGCACUGCUGACGGCUGGAACGUCAUGGUCGACAUGUUCUUCUACCGUGACCCUGAGGAAGUUGAGAAGCAGCAGCAAGAGGAGGCCCAGAAAGCCCUCGCUGCGGCAGAGCCCGAGGCUGCUCCCGGUCUUUCCGAGUGGGAUGUCACCUCUGCUCCUGCAGCGGGUGGUAUCAACCCGGCUCUUGCCACGGAAGGUGCUUUGGACUGGGCUGCCGAUACCGCGCCUGGUGCAUCCGACUGGGCUGCUGAGCCCACAACAGGUGGUGGAGGAUGGGGUGCUGACGCACAGCAGUCGACGGGCUGGGACUAAGAACAUGUUGCCAUCAUAUUGUUUUCUGUGGUAUGACUUAUAUGAGUAUGCUAGGCUGUCUGCAUUUACAUGCUAUGGGCCACAUUGCCGUACAAUACAUUCAGGGUGUGCGUGCAAUCGCAGACUGACAUCUGGGAAGAGAAUCCAAGUGAACCAGU